Molecule: messenger RNA, 2706 nt
Organism: Triticum dicoccoides
Lineage: Eukaryota; Viridiplantae; Streptophyta; Magnoliopsida; Poales; Poaceae
Product: serine/threonine-protein kinase SRPK-like
Exons: 4
Coding region: 280-2364 (694 amino acids)
Biological process (GO): peptidyl-serine phosphorylation; regulation of mRNA processing; spliceosomal complex assembly
Molecular function (GO): ATP binding; protein serine/threonine kinase activity
Source: RefSeq, a predicted model, not a curated record
CUGCACGCCUCCGCGGCUUCCCUCCCUCUACCCCCCUGAAAAAGGUAAAGAACGCAACACCCACCCCACCACCACCACCUCCUUCGCCUCGAUCGCCUCCGCGAUUCCCAACCCAACCGAAGAGGAAACCACCCCAACCAAUCGACCAACUUGGAGCCUCCCUGUUCUUAAAAAAUCAACCAACUUGCCAGCGAACGAGCGACCACCGACGGCUCCUCGUCGCCGCCGGUGAUCGAGGUGGGCCCCGCAGGCCGGAUCUCGGGAGGAGGAGGAGGAGCAAUGUCGCGGGCGUCGCUGUCCCCGUCGUCGUCGGGCGACGAGGAGGAGGAGGACGACGAGGGGGUCGACGGGUACCGCAAGGGCGGAUACCACGCCGUGCGCCCUGGGGACCAGUUCGCCGCCGGACGCUACGUCACCCAGCGCAAGCUCGGGUGGGGCAACUUCUCCACCGUCUGGCUCGCCUUCGACGUCGAGUCCCAGAAAUUUGUUGCUCUUAAGAUUCAGAAGAGUGCACCAGAGUUUGCUCAAGCUGCUCUUCAUGAAAUUGAGUUCCUCUCGGAGAUCACUAAGAGAGAUCCUUCAAACUGUAAAUGCACCAUCCAGUUGAUAGAUCACUUCAAGCAUGCAGGGCCAAAUGGGCAGCAUAUCUGCCUUGUCUUUGAAUUCCUUGGAGACAGCUUACUUAAGCUAGUACAGUACAACCGCUACAAAGGCAUUGGACUGGGUAGGGUGAAGGAAAUAUGCAGGUCCAUUUUGGUAGGUCUUGAUUACUUGCAUGGAGAGCUUGGAAUCAUCCACUCAGAUUUGAAACUUGAAAAUGUCCUACUUGUUUCAACAAUCGAUCCCUCAAAGGACCCCAUUCGCUCCGGACUUAAACCUAAUCUUGAGAGGCCUGAGGGGAAUCCUAACGGAGAAGCUGUUCUUAACCCGAUUGAUAAGAAACUGAAGAUGAGAGCAAGGAGGGUGCUCGCAAAGCUUGCUGAGAAAAGAAAAUCAGCUGCAGAAUUUGCACGUGCAGAAAGAAGCUUGGAUGGGAUUGAUAUGACAUGCAAGAUUGUAGAUUUUGGAAAUGCUUGUUGGGCUGACAAGCAAUUUACAGAUUUUAUUCAGACAAGGCAGUACCGGGCACCAGAGGUCAUUCUUGGUGCAGGAUACUCAUUUCCUGUUGAUAUGUGGUCGUUUGCGUGUAUUGCAUUUGAGCUCGCAACGGGCGAAAUGCUAUUUACGCCCAAGGAAGGGCAUGGGUACAGCGAAGAUGAGGAUCACUUGGCUUUAAUGAUGGAGGUCUUAGGAAAGAUGCCUAGAAAGAUUGCUACGAUGGGAACAAAAUCGAAGGAGUAUUUUGAUCGCCAUGGAGAUCUGAAGCGGAUAAGAAGACUGAAAUUCUCGUCUAUUGAACGUGUCCUAGUUGACAAAUAUAAAAUUCCUCAAUCAGAUGCUCGGGAAUUUGCUGAGUUUCUAUGCCCUUUACUUGAUUUUGCCCCAGAGAAGCGCCCGACAGCUGCACACUGUCUAAAGAAUAAAUGGCUUCAGCGUGAUGAUGGUAAGAAUGUUACCAACAUUGCUUCGAAGAGCAUUGAUGUAACAUGCAACUUCGGGAGCAUGCCUGACAGUUGUGCCCAGAGAAUUGAUGCAAAGGGGAACACUAAAAGCAGUAUCAACAGUAACACUGAGAAUGCUGAUGUGGUACGCCCCACUGAGAGGAUUUCCAACAGCAAUGCCAAAAGCACUAAUGUAAAUCCUAACACUGGAACAAUCAUGUAUAAGGAUGGAAACAACUCUGAUGUAAAGCCCCACUCUGGUAGCAUCAUCACAAACAAAAAUGCCAAAAGCUCCGAUGAAAAGCCUUUCACUGGAAGCAUCUCCAACAAAGCUGACAAAACAGUUGAUACAAAGCCCGUCACUUGGAGCAGCGCCAGCACUGAUGACAAGAGUGUUGACACAAAGAGCAGCAUUGGAAGCGUUACCAACAGAGAUGCAAAGAGCAUUGAAGGGAAGCGAAACAUUCGAAGCGUUGUAAACAGUUAUAUGAAGAAUUUUGAUGCAAAGCGGAACACUGGAAGCAUAGCCAAUAGCGAAGUCAAGGACUUGGAUGUUAAGCCCAGCAGUGGAGAUAUUGCCAGUGUUGAUACCAACAGUACCAGUGCAAAGCCCUACACUGGAAAUGUUGAAAACAGUGAUGUCACGGGUACUAGUGUGAUGGCGAACACAGGCCCUGCCAACAGUGGUGCCAAGUUACAGACUAACACUGACAGUGUUGAUGAGGAUGACACAGAUUCAAAGCCAAAUGUUGGACGUGUUGCGGCAAGCAUACAGAGGCUGGAGAGCAGCAUGAGUAAGGUACAAAUCGGGAAAUAUCGAUGAGAAAACCCAUGACCAGUAACUUUUUCAUCAAAGCAUGGAUAUGUUUAUUGUGGAGAGGCAUAUUCUUUUUCGUUAGAUUUGUAUGAUUUGUAUCAUUGAUUUGUUACGAGGUUAAUAACUACGUAUGUGGAGCCAACCUUGAUCAAGACUGAGGACCUGGCAAUCACCAGCUGGCACUUUAUAUAUCUAUAUUCCUGCUAACUGUAAAAAGUUUUAUAUUUGCCCACAGAAAACAUUUGGAGGUUCAUAUUCCUUAUAUAUACCCCUGGACAAAUUGUAUUAAUGCUCACAGAUUAUUUGGCAUUCAAGGUACAUAACAUUCUUUUAGACUUUGGCUGCGCA